GCUGCUCCUUCGGUUCCCUCAGGACAACGUUGCUGCUGCUGCUUCUCCUCUCCAAGCGCGCGCCAGGAUGCCACAUCUUAAUUUCUGUUCUCGGAGAUCCCCGGUGGUUUGCAGUAGUGCUUGUGUUGCAUCAAGCCAGCCUCUUGCAACAAAUAUAGGCCUCGAUAUCUUAAAGAGUGGUGGCAAUGCUGUAGAUGCUGCUGUGGCAGUAGCAGCUGCUUUAAAUGUUACUGAACCAUGCAGCACCGGCAUAGGUGGAGACUGCUUCUGCCUCUAUUAUGAUGCAAGCACAAAACAGGUACAUGGUCUCAAUGGAAGCGGUCGGUCUCCAGAAGCCCUGACCCUUGAGCUGCUAAAAGAUCAUGGCUUCAGUGAGGCAAAUCGUCCCCCUCCACUACAUGCACACAAUGUCACCAUACCUGGUGCGGCAGCUGGCUGGUGCGAUGCUGUUGCCCUGCAUGGAAGCAAAAAGCUUUCCAUGUGGCAAAUUCUGCAGCCAGCUAUAGACCUGGCUGAGAAGGGCUUUCCAGUCUCAGAGAUUACUUCCUACUGCUGGAAGAAUUAUGCUCAUGCUCUUCAGGCACCUGGCAACCCACACGGGAAGGACCUGCUGAUUGAUGGCCAAGCACCUGAUCACGGACAAGUCUUCUGCAAUCCUUUUUUGGCAGACACUUUUAAGGAGUUGGCAAAACUUGGCAAACGAGGCUUCUACGAAGGCCGUGUGGCCAAAGCUGUUGUGGAUGUUGUUCGGAGCAAUGGUGGAGUGAUGGAUUUGGAGGACCUGAAAAGCCACGCCACUGAAGAAGUCAAACCCAUUGUCACAAAUUACAAGGGUCUAAAUGUAUGGGAGAUCCCUCCAAAUGGACAAGGAAUAACAGCGCUAUUAGCCCUGAACAUUUUAGAAAAUUUCAACUUGAAAGAAAUGGGCCAUAAUACUGCUCGCUAUUUGCACGUCCUGAUCGAAGCUGUCAAAAUCAGCUUUGCUGAUACUUUACGGUUCUGUGCAGAUCCAGAAAAAGUAGCUGUACCCACAGCAAAGCUCCUUUCCAAACCUUAUGCCAGAGACCGUUCGAAGCUGAUAGAUUUACAGAGGGCAACUGCCAAAUAUAAUCAAGGAAAUCCUUUCCCGGUUGGAAGUGACACUGUUUACUUCACAGUGGUGGAUACUCAAGGCAAUGCCUGCUCUUUCAUUAACAGCAACUAUAUGGGAUUUGGCACAGGGCUGGUACCAGAUGGCUGUGGAUUUACAUUACACAACCGAGGAGCCAAUUUUUCACUACAGCCUGGUCACCCAAACUGCUUGGCACCUAGGAAGAGGCCAUAUCACACAAUUAUACCUGCUCUGGCUACUGAUGCAGAUUCGGGGGAGCUUCUGUGCUCCUUUGGAGUAAUGGGUGGAUUCAUGCAGCCACAAGGGCACGUUCAGGUACUGCUCAACAUGUUGGAAUUUGGAAUGAAUCCACAAGAGGCUUUGGAUGUGCCCCGUUUUUGUGUUGAAUAUGACAAAAAGGUGGAUGCAUGGCUCGUGUCCUUGGAAGAUGGCAUCCCUUGGCACAUCACGGAAGCAUUGGUAGCCAAGGGUCAUAUGGUCAUGGCACCCGUAACUGGGCACAGCAGGAGCAUGUUUGGACGGGGCCAAAUUAUCACCAAAGGAGACUGGUGGCGGCACUGGCGAAUCCUGCCUUCUUCUAGCAAUGUAUUCUGGGCAGGGUCUGAUCCCCGAGCUGAUGGCUGUGCAUUAGGAUAUUAGCACGGAAGAAAGAAUUGGCUGCGUGUUAAAUGGGUUUUAAAAAAAAAUCAAUGUCCAAAUCAAAACUCAAAUCUGAAAGGGUAUAAACAAUGAUAAUACGGGCAAGGGGGAAAUGGAUCAAAAUCUGCUUGAGCCAUAGCUUGGUGAUAGAGCAAAUGCUUUGCAUGUAGUUCUCUCAGGGACAGUCAGAGGCAUCUCUGCUUGUGACUGUGGAAGAGGCUUCAGCUGCCAAUCAAGUUGGAUGAAGGGUGGGGGAUGUAGCCAAGGUCUGCAUUCCCUUAUAGGCAGCCUUCCAGGGGAGCUGAUUGGCCAGAGGCCAAGGUGCUAUGGAUGGGGCUCCUACAGGUGUCUAUAUUCCGGCUCUCAGUCGCACAGCACUGCAACCAGGGCUGGUCUUACAAUUAGGCAAACAGAGGCAGUCCGAUGGUUGGCAUGGGUCACAGUGAAUUGCUGACUCCCCCUACCCAGCCCUCCCAUCACCUUCUCCCUAGCUCCAGGAAGGGCCAAAAGAUUGUCCUUCCUGCAGAACAAAGCACUUUGGGCAGGCAGACUGUGAAAGUGCCUGUUCUGGCACGGUUUGCUCUGGCAGCUAGAAACGAUGCCUAAAAUGGGCUGAAAGUUUAGUGUUAUUGUUGUUGUUUUUUACAACAGUCCCAAGUUUUGCCCUUGUGGCAAAUGUGUAAACUUCUUAAUCAAAGAUAGGAGGAAGGGCAAUUGAUACCAACAUAAUUAAUACUGACUGGCAAUUUCUUCCCCCGACCUCUUAAACAUUUAAAAAUCAUGUUUACAGCUUAUAUGUAUUUCAUAGAAUCAUAGAGUUGGAAGGGACCCCCAGGGUCAUCUAGUCCACCCCCUGCAAUGCAGGAACCACAACUAAAGCAUCCAUGACAGAUAGCCAUCCAACCUCUACAAUGAAGGGCAGCCCACAACCUCCCGAGGGAGUCCAUUACACUGUCGAACAGCUUGUGCACUUCUAUUGCGUUUUGAUACAAUUUUGGUAUUGUUGAUUAUUACACAGCCCUCCUUGUUUUGUUCUGUUUUAACUUAAUGAAUUUAAUGUGUUUUAAUAUCUAAGGAACAUCCAAUCAGUCAAAUAAUAAUAAUAAUAAUAAUAAUAAUAAUAAUAAUAAUAAUAAUAAUGAAUCUGCUACAAAACCUUUCUGCAUUGAUUUGUCCAUGUUUCUUAAUGUAACCUUUCUGUUUCCGUAGCAUGUUUUGGUACAAUUUGUUACUUAAUAAAGAGUGUUCUAUUAAUAGUGCUGCGUGUACCUAGUUAUUAUUGCAAUAAGCAGGUUGUUGUCCUUGUGGAUGACGACAACGGAACAGCUUAACCAGCUUUGUGCACCCACAGGAGUGUGGGGCCUGAAAUUCUCAAGCAGCAACCACCCACAGUAGGAACCUUCCCCCAAACCAUGAUAAUAAUAUAAUUAAGUAUUCCCAUGUCUGAAGGCACAUGGUGCAACAAUUCUGUUGAAACUAAGCAGUGUCAAGAUGGGAAAUUGCCUGGAAAUUUUAUGUAUGCCCCCUAGAGUUCCAU
Molecule: messenger RNA, 3287 nt
Organism: Zootoca vivipara (common lizard)
Lineage: Eukaryota; Metazoa; Chordata; Lepidosauria; Squamata; Lacertidae
Biological process (GO): glutathione catabolic process
Molecular function (GO): glutathione gamma-glutamate hydrolase
Source: RefSeq, a predicted model, not a curated record